GACCGCACUGCUGCCCCAUCCGUGAUCAUGGACGACGACGUGAUAUCCAUCUCUGACGGCUCCGGAGAAGAGGAAUACUUGGAUCGCCGUGCCAUCCUCGAGCCUGCCAUUCGGAGCGUGGUCGACGCGCUCGGUGGCUACGAGAACGGGUCGUAUCGUCUCGGUGAUGAAUGCUACGGAUGUCUGAAAGAUCUCAAGAAAAUCUGGAGGAAGGACGACACGGAUGACGAGCGUACUGUAGCCCGUAUUCUUUGGGAGACGCGAGUUCUCCCAAACGACCUCAUUCCCAUCCUCCUGGAGACCGCGGGCAAGGGACUGCUCGAAGAUAAAUGCGCCAUUGCGUGCGCAGAUCUUAUGACCGCUAUGACAUGGCCGAUUGACUUGGCGGAGGAGCUGAAGGAAUUAGACGAAGAACAUGACAAGGGUACGGACUAUACCCAGCUCACUCUCAGUCACCUGCACUACAAGGCGGCACUCCUGAGGCCGGGUGCCAUCCAGGCUCUGUUCGGGAUCACUCUGCCAUGUCUUUCCAAGGCUCCUAAAGAGCGCAAGGAGCGUGACAUCCAGAUCAUCAACGUCGUACUCUACCUCAUCCGCAACCUCGCGUUCAUCAAGGACUUGCCACCAAACAUGCACCUUAGUGCAGACCAGGCUGAGUUCGCGUCUAUGCAGUCCCGUCUAGUCAAGACGCUAUCAGAUGCGAAUGUACUUGACUUCCUGAUCACCGUCGCAUCGAGCGCCAACGAGGACCCGAUGUUCAACGGUUGGAAUGCUCUUGUGCUCGAGAUAUUCUAUCUUCUCUUCCGGGGGGUCAAGCCAACUGUGCUAGCAGUGGACCAGGCCAAGGAGCCGACGCAGAACCUGCGCCGCCUGCUUGCGGUAGAGGACCAGCGCAAGCGAGACUUCCGCCGGAACGCCACAUCGCGGCACUCCCGAUUCGGCACAACGCUCUCAGUCAAACUGAAUCCCAAGAAAGCGCAGGCGAAGACGGAUGAGGAACAGACCCCAGAGGCUGAACCCGAACCAGCCGAAUCGUCCCAAACCUUGGUCCUGCAUCGCCAGCAGGCGCUUAACCAGGACUCGGGCAGCAUUGUUGACCGACUGAAGCGGCAGAAGAAGCAGAAAAUAAAGAAGACGGACGAGCUGGCGCGGGAGGAUAACCUAUCCGUGGACGCGAAGUUCAUCCUGCAGAACUUCGCGCGCAUAUUGAUCGAGGCCUGCUUCAAUCCAUUCCUCUCGUCGCUGCUGAAGGACAUCAGAGCCGAACGAGCGAAAAUCACAGAGAAGGACAACCUCCGGCUACUCUAUGUCGCGAAGUGGUUCCUGGAGUUCUUUCUUUGCGUCCGUGCUACACAAGGGUCGGAGAACGCAUGGAGUUUUGGCCUCGUUGCGGAGGUGACCGACCGAGCGUGGAUCGUUUGGGUGCUGAAACGCAUGCGGCAGGCCGUCGAAGAGAAGCCAAAAGCGUGGAACGAACUCCAGGCUGGCAUAGACUGCCUCACGCAGCUCGUCAUCCUAAUCGACGCCAUGUCCACUUCGCCCGUCGCUUCCGAGGCCGACGUCGCGGACGUCCUCCAGCAGCAACUCAUCUACAACGGAGAGGUGCUCGACAUCGCGUUCGACAGCCUCCGUGCGUACCGGGAAGGCACACAGAGCCUGGCUUAUCUCGACUCGAGCGUUCAUCUUGCGUAUGCGCUCUUCCGGAUGCUCGAACGGUGGGGGAAGAAACGCAGCGGAAGGGGCGAGAUGUAUGUCCGCCGCAAGGAGAAGGCGCGGAGAAGACGAGGCACCGGGAAGGGCGAGGAGGACGGUGUACCGGAAGAGGAAGAGGAACCUCAAGAGGAGCCGGAUGAAAUGAUCCACGAGACUAUGUUCACGUUCGACAUGUUCGAGGCGAAAUUUGCUCAUCCGGACAUCACCCAAACGUUACUGGCGUGUGUCGCCCGAUUUAAGGAGUUCACGUCUGCGGAUAAGAUGAAGCGCGUCGUCAGCCUCAUGCAUCGGCAAGCCGUAAAGGCUAAGGCGGAGGGGCUUUACUUCAACGUAUCUACGUUGGAUCUCUUCAAGACCAUUCUCGCGGACGAGAAGUCGCUACCCAAGGACCAGCCCUACAAAGACCUCGUUAAUCUCAUUAAAUACAUCCUACGCCAGUUCUUCAAAGCUGUGGAAGAGGAGUCGUUCCUCGUGGUUCAGGCGUUCUUCCCGAUGAACCGGGGCCACUGGAAGGAAUUCUCCAGCUGGACGCCGCCCGAGGAUAAGAAGGGCGGGCGGGCGGAAACGGUGGAGGACACUAGAUUCCCGCCCGACGUCCAAGUGAAGAAAGGGUACUCGUGGAGCGAGCAGCUUGGCAUCACGAUUGCGUGUCUAGUUGGAGAGGGAAAGAACGAGUUGAUAGAGUGGGUGAAGCAGAUCCUUAUGCUAGCUAUCGGGCAGCGGCAACGGAUCAUCGAGGACACGGACGGCUCGUCAUCGAAAGUCAUUGACGUAGACAGCGACAGCGAGCCGGAGAACGAGCUCGCGGCGGUCACUGCCAACAGAGGGCCUUCUGACGAAGCUCUCGCGAAGAUGACCGAUUAUUUGAUACCGUACGUCAGUGAUGAGCAAGCAAAUGCGGCCACCAAAGAUCCGCAUCUCAAGCUUCUAUUCCGUCUCAUCAAGUUCCAGAUUCUAGACGAAGAUGCGAAUGAAUUGGAGUGGUAUAUUCCUGCAGCGGUUCUGCCGUCCGAUCUGCAAAGUUGUCUCAACGUGAUCAGCCAAUUCCUCGAGACUCCGAUUGAUCUGGAUGGCAAGAACGCGUCGCAACUACUCAACAAGAAGCGACGCAGACGUCGGCGGCGCCGUUCACCCACACCCGACCCCGAUGUCAGUGCCUCGGAGGGCGAGGAGCCAAAGAAGCGCAAGGAGAAGAAGAAAAAGGAGAAGCAGCAGUACAAAUCAGCACAAUUCAUCGAGGAUAGCGAUGCGGAGAUGGAGGAUAUGGAGGCCUUCCUAGAGAAGGAGAAGGCACUGCGAGAACGGACUGCGUUGCUGGCAACGUCCACGGGGCACAUCGCCACGAUGAGGUCUACUGGGACGAAGAAACGACGGAAGCGGGUCCCGGACAAUGGUGCCGCGAAGAAGAGGCGGCGCAAAGGGCAGAGCGGGAUUGACGCAGAGGACGAAGUGGCGGAGGCACGGAGUGCAUCGAAGGGCGGCGACGAUAGCGACUCGGAUGGCAGCAUCCUGAACCUCUUCGUCUCACCCAGGAGAUCUCCUUCGACUCAGCCUACCUCUCCUAACCCCGUCGAGAUACAGAAGACGAAACCAAGACCCAAACCGCGUCCUCGGCGCAAACUGGCCAGCGAAGUUACAGAGGAAAUCCAGGAGACUACGCAGACUUCGCGUCCGCCUGCCAAUGCUAUAGGCAGUGCCUUGAGAUCUCCAUCGCCACUUCCGUCCGCCCUGCAAGCAAAGAAGAGAGGAAGAUUGCAACUGGCUAUCUCGGAUGAGGACGACUAGCUGGUGACCGACCAUUAUUGUUUUAUAGAUCUAUGAGAUGUCGACACUAUGCAUAAACCACAUUAGAUACCAAUGUCCGCGCGGAAUGCAUGCACUUGGCCUGCCAUGUCAACAGGCAUGGGUACGUCACACGUGAAGCACGAAGCCUUGCGAGAGGCCCUUGUCGCGGGCGCGUUCGCAAAAAAGCCGAUUCGAGACAAUAUCGUACCGAUGCCCUCGGAUAGUCAAAUAAUGCUAUUAACUACCAUGAAACAUUGUGCUCAAUUGUCACGUCAUGAAGGCUCGUUGAACGGAGGAGGCGAGCGCUCCAGUCGUAUGUACUCGGCGACCAGGCCCGUCGGCAUGCUCAGAUCGCAAUCUGGUGGGGUGGCGGGCUGCUGUGGCUAAAUUAGGCACCCUCCGACCCACCGAACCUGCCUGCAGCGUACAAUUUCACCUCAAGCGCAAACGAC
Messenger RNA from Rhodofomes roseus, 3950 nucleotides. Its product is annotated as timeless protein-domain-containing protein. Gene Ontology annotation, molecular function: DNA binding. Lineage: Eukaryota; Fungi; Basidiomycota; Agaricomycetes; Polyporales; Fomitopsidaceae. Gene Ontology annotation, biological process: DNA repair; replication fork arrest; DNA replication checkpoint signaling. The coding region runs from base 28 to 3498 and encodes 1156 amino acids. The transcript has 10 exons. The record is from RefSeq and is a predicted model, not a curated record. Gene Ontology annotation, cellular component: replication fork protection complex.